This is a messenger RNA of Mesocestoides corti, 2160 nucleotides long. Lineage: Eukaryota; Metazoa; Platyhelminthes; Cestoda; Cyclophyllidea; Mesocestoididae. The record is from the annotation of a GenBank genome assembly.
GUGUGGGAGCAGCUGCUCAUGUUGCUGCCUCACCGUGUGGUGUUGGUGUUGCUCAGUGCGACUCUACCUAACGUCGUUGAAUUCGCGGAUUGGCUGGGUGGAGUCCGCGGUGGCACCUGCAUCCACGUAUGCCAAACCUCCAAACGCCCUGUUCCACUCAGGCAUUUCAUCUGCACGGGCCUUACAAGACCAACGCGCACCCGACUACACCUUGUCGUGAACGAGGAGAAUGAAUUUUGCACGCAAGGCUACCAGGAGGCAGUUGACUCGUACGAGGAGUUUUGGAGAAUGCGGCCUAGUGCAUACCUCGAGGGCUCGGUUUCUACCUCGGUGGGGAUAUUACGCCUGGUGCAGGAGCACCAACUGCUGCCCGCUAUAGUCUUCACCUUUUCGCGUGCGCACAUCGACGAUCUCGUCGACGCUGCCGACACUGUCGACCUACUCAACGAAGCUGAGAAAAGUGAAGUGGGCGCAUUCCUGCACGCGGCCGUCAGCAAUCGAUUGGAGACAAGUGAUGAGGACUUGCACCAAGUUCGUCUCGUACGCCGACUGGCAAUGCGCGGCAUCGCCUUCCACCACUCGGGCAUGCUGCCUCUCCUCAAGGAGGUUGUUGAAGUGCUGUUUCAACGGCUACUCGUGCGACUUGUCUUCGCGACGGACAUUUUCAGCAUGGGCAUCAACAUGCCUGCGAAGUGCGUCAUCUUCGAGGAUGUCAGCAACGCUUCCGUUUGCUACGAGUCCUCGUUGAAGCAGAUGGUUGUUGGACAGGCGACAGAGUUGAGUUCUAAUUUCAAGGUAACUCACUCGAUGAUACUCAACUCGUAUCGUGGAGACUUCCAGACGCGCCCUGAGGAACUCAUCAACCGGAGCUACUUAUUUGCCUGCGGUGACCAGUUUGAGCGGAUUUGGAAACAGAGAGCUCAACGUUUGCAUGAAAACCUGCUUACAACGACUCUAUUUGAGGCUGUUUCUGCCGCCACCGACUCGACCUCCUCCUCCUGCUCGCCGUGUAUCCAGGCAAGAAGUGGCAACAGAAUACCUGUCGCCAGCGAGGCAGACGCAAUGAUUCCAGCCUUGUACACCCUAGUCCGGUGUCCGGGUUAUUCGCCGCACUCUGCAGCGGCAACGGCGGCGGCGGCGGCGACGACGACGGCAGCAGCAGCAACGGCUGCUUCAGCUCACGCCACCUGCAUUUUGGAGGUGUCGCGGUAUUAUCAGAUGUGUUGCCGUUGGCGCCAACUUACGCAAAAGUACGCUGAUGUGGCAGCUAGACAACCUGAGCACAUUCUGCACAAGGUCUUUCCUGCCGGUCAAAUUGUGCUGUUCCAACUUUCUUCCGCCGAUUGCUGUCGUGCCUUAGAAUCGCCCAGGAGGAGAGAUGGUGGCUCAAAGUACGCUCCGAAGUGGAUCACUAUGGGCGUUGUCCUGAGCCUGCAUCCAAGAAAAGGCCCAUUCUGUGUCAGAGAUGAAGUGGAACUGAGGCUCUUCACGUGGGAGCUUGGGCCUCAAGCAAUCGCCACUGACGCAGCUGCGAUUGAUGGUAGCCAGAAUGGGGAUGAGGAGGAGAAGGCAGAGAAGGAUGAAGAGGAAGAGACGAUUCUGCGACGCAUGGGAUAUAAGCAUGGGACGAGUCGUGAGACUGCGUUUACUCCGUUUCCACCGCAACUGAUGCCGCAUUUCUGCCCCGAGUCCGAAGUGGAGAGCAGGGUGCGUCUGGCAUGUCAGGUAACUGUGCCCUUGACUGCGGUGCUGGCAGUGCUUCCCACGCGUGUGCCAGGGAGCAAGAGGAGUGGCUUCGCCCGGACCCUCUUCAACCAGUCACUGCGCUACAGUUGCAAUCGGAGACAGUCUGAUGUGGAGAGAAUGAAGGCGAGGGUGGAGGUAACGGAAGAGGAGCAGCCGUGGAAGGGAAGCAAGCUAGGCACCUUCAUGGCGGCCAACAAGGCACUGUUUGAAUGUGCUAAAAGGCAUCAAUGUGGCGAAUUGGACGCAGCUCCGUUUUGGCACCGCCUCGGUGUGAAGGUAGGUCCUAUUCUCCUCCUUAUCCUCCUCCUCCUCCUUAUCCUCCUCCUCGUCGUCGUCGUCAUAGUCAUCGACAAGAUUAGUGUCUUGUGCCAGGUUCUGCCACCAAACACCGUGUUAACGCACAACAGGUUCUAG